Clupea harengus (Atlantic herring) is the source of this 1771-nucleotide messenger RNA. RefSeq names its product hemicentin-1-like. The record is from RefSeq and is a predicted model, not a curated record. Lineage: Eukaryota; Metazoa; Chordata; Actinopteri; Clupeiformes; Clupeidae.
UCAUUUCAGCCAGCUUAGGCUAAAAGGAGAGAAACUCUGUCAACUGAGUGGAGGCAACAGAACAGUACAGAGAAAAAAAGAAUACUGAUUAACACUGAAUAUUACUCUAAAACUGGAGGGCGAAUUUGGACAGAUCUAUUUUAAGCUGACAGGAAACACCUGAAUAACAGUUGUGCUUUACAGCCGAGGAUGAAUCUGAAAUGGAUGACUGGUUUUAUCCUGGCUCUGUGUGUGCAGUUGGUCCAGGGCUUAUCGGUACACUUCAAAAUUCCAAAGCCAAUCUAUGUUGCACUGGGCAGGGAACUUGUACUGGACGCUUCAAUUGAGAAGACUACUGAGGAGAAGAUCUUCAUGGUGACGUGGGAACGCAUUAGUGACAAAGGGGCUAGGAGACUGGCAACCUAUCCCGGCAAAACCCAGGAUCCCAAAAUCAGUAUGGAGAGGGAGGGAAGUACUUUGAGAAUUGCUGGUGUUCAGGAGUCUGACUUUGGGCGUUAUACCAUCACAGUCACAAACCAAAAUGGGAUACAGACAUCGGAUGAAAAAGAUGUCGGAAAACAUGAGAAGCCUCCGGAGGCCUCUGUUGUUCUCCUGUGUGAUGUGUCUCGUGAGGAAGCUCAGUGGGACAGUCCUGUAUUCACAUGGCUGGUAGACGGUGUGGAGCUGACCAAUCAGACGGCCAAUAUGUCUGACGGAGGAAGCAAACUCCACCUGCAGGGAAUGAAGGGCAAUAACUACACCUGCAUUAGCAACAGCAGCCUGGGAACCAGUGUGUCUCAUUUCAUCAUACCAGAUUCCACAGAGGGUCCAGAUGGGUGUCCAAGCUGUCCAAUUCGCACUGUCAUUGUGUCAUUGGUCAUUGUGCUGGCUGUAAUAGGGCUAUUUUUGUUUUUGAGACGAAACAGGCUGCUCAGUUAUACUCCACCACGUGGUAGAAAUAAUAAUAAUCUCAGUAGCUGAUACACCUCAAACACCAGCCACUACAGCCGUGACAUCAUCCUGUGGUGUACCUGUAGCCGUGACAUCAUCCUGUGGUGUACCUGCAGCCGUGACAUCAUCCUGUGGAGUACCUGCAGCCGUGACAUCAUCCUGUGGUGUAAUUGCACCCGUGACAUCAUCCUGUGGAGUACCUGCAGCCGUGACAUCAUCCUGUGGUGUACCUGCAGCCGUGACAUCAUCCUGUGGUGUACCUGCAGCCGUGACAUCUUCCUGUGGAGUACCUGCACCCGUGACAUCAUCCUGUGGUGUACCUGCAGCCGUGACAUCUUCCUGUGGUGUACCCCAUGAGGACGUUUGUGAUGUACCACAGCACUUGAAUGAAUUGACAUACUUAUUGGACUUACAUGUACAUAUCAUCUUCAGAUGAGUCUUCAAGUCUGAUUUUAUUAUAUUUGUAUUAUAUUAUUUAUAUUAUUGUGUAGAUUUUGUAUUGCACGGUUAUCGCACAGGUAAGAUUCACAGAAGAGUGAAGAAUUCUUUAUGUAUUCUAUUUUUUAUCUUAAAUCUUUAUGCACUCCAUCCCUGUUUUUAUGUUCAUUUUAUUUUAUUGUAUGCACCCAGUUUUUUAUGUUUAUUUUAUGUCUAUUUUUAUGUGAAUCACUGUGCAUGUCAUUUAUUUGUGCAGGUAAUGUAUUUGCUGUUAAGACCUUUGAGCUGCAUUUUGUAUGAAAGGUGCCCCUAUAGCCCCCCAAAUAAGCCUUUUGUUGCAACUAAAGGGCACUUUUUUUUAUAUAGAAUUAAACUAAUGAUGGAUGAUUUUUUUCAAAUGAAA